Coniophora puteana RWD-64-598 SS2 is the source of this 2268-nucleotide messenger RNA. RefSeq lists its product as uncharacterized. NCBI's taxonomy places the organism in Eukaryota, Fungi, Basidiomycota, Agaricomycetes, Boletales, Coniophoraceae. The record is from RefSeq and is a predicted model, not a curated record. Bases 1292 to 2038 code for a protein of 248 amino acids. The transcript has 8 exons.
CCCGUCCAUCAUCCUCGCCCACCCCUUUCACGUGUCUCGUGGUUAUCCACCAAGUCUUACCCAUCCUUACUGCCCAGUAUGGUUCCUCACUAGCACUAUCAAAAGCAAAUAUGCGCCCGGGUCUACCAUACAAGGAGAAGCGCGAUCUGUAGUAGUAAUGGUCACUCAGGAAUGAAGAGAUAAGAAUGUGCGUGCACAAGACGAAGUCCAAGCUACAUGCAGCCAGGACGACACCUCGCCUGGACGCACACCCCUAGCAUGAACAGCGCUCCCUCGAAUCCAUCAAUGGCGGUUGCAUGUGCGCUUGGGCUUGCGGAUGGGAUUGAUCUGUAUAGUCAGUCUUGUCAAACUUAGCACCACCGUGUGCUCGGCAGGUCUGUAUGUCAUGAAGACGAUCCUCAGAUUGAAUCCGUUGUUACCAGCUCCUCCAGCUACAAAUAUGCUGAAUACGCUUCCCUGACGAUCCCCCUCGUCUCGUCGGGCGGGCGGGCGCUGUCACCGCGGGGACUCACCUCGUGUAUGAGUGCAACGUCCGCCGGAGAUGUCUGUCCAAGGUGCAGCAAAUCGCGCUCCGGUGCAAGCCGCCGACGGUCAACUCGUUUGAUUCGUUUGAUGAGUCCAAUUGGGUUGCGAGCACCGGGUGACGCCUGCCUUUGCUCCCCUACUCGACGGGAAUGGCAGGCCCGGCCGGAGUGACCCUGCGCCGGUACCACUGAAGAAGGUUCAGGCGGGUACCAUUGCGACGCGUAGAGAUUUCGUGUUCACUGGCGUGCCGCGCGCGCAGCCGCACAUGUUUGGAAUACUUGCACUUCCCCAUGUUGCCAUCCUAUCCUUCUGCCUCCUCUGCCUUCUCCGGCCCCUCCGACAUCUUUCCUAUGCAGUUUUUGGUCGCCUUCGUCUCCGCUCGGACCGUUCCCCCGUCUCGUCCUCCGCUUCUUUCUGAUCUCCUGCAUUCUGUACUUUUGUUGGCUGUUCUUACUUGCUAGAUCCCCAUCCCUGCAGUGCACCUCUCACCCUUUAGGAUGUCGAAGAUCACCCACAGCGCCUCGCUCGCAUCACUCCAUGCCACACUCAAUGAAUCUGCGACGCUUCUAGCGCAGGAUCGUAAUGACAGACGCCAAGCUUAACUCAAGCCUCGCAUCCUCCUCGUUUCCCCGCUCCCGAAUAACCCGCCUCGCGUCACGUCCUCAAGCGCGCGCCGAAACAUAUAAAAAGUGGCUCAAAUCCAGCUCAAAGUUUUUCUCCAAGCCCUCACAAGCUUGCCUCCCUCGUCGUCUCCCAGACACCCAUCAUGCGCUCUUUCAUCACCCUCGCCGUGCUCUACGCCACUCUCGCCGCCGCUGCACCCCUCCCUCAGUCAGACAGCGCUCUACUCGGCACUGUAGAGCCUGUUCUUGAAGGUCUUGGAGCCCGCCAGCUCAGCGGCAUCAUCGACGAGCUCCCGCUCCCAGCGCCCCCAGCAGCCCCUCCCCUCACCGGCCUCCCCGGCCUCGGCCUGCGCCAGCUCGGCAAGGUCGCCGGCGCCGCCUCCGGCCUCGAGCAGAAGAUCGACCAGACCGCCGCCAGCACCGGCAUCAAAGCACGCCAAGUCCCCGACCCGCUCGACGGCGUCACCACCGAACUCGACUCGGUCCUCGAUAGCCUCGCUCUCCGCCAGCUCGGCGGCGGCACUGACCCGCUCGACAGCGUCACCGCCGAAGUCGACUCGGCCCUCGAUAGCCUCGCUCUCCGCCAGCUCGGCGGCGAGGGGCUCGGCGACCCCACGGAGAUCGUGGAUGGCGUCAUCGCAGCCCUCGACGGCGCCGCCCGCAAGCGCCAGGCCCCGACGGACGCCGUCCUCGCCGAGUCCUCGGAACUCGUGGAUAGCGUCCUCGGCCAGCGCCAGGCCCCGGUGGACGGCGGCCUCGCCGACGUCUCGGAGAUCGUGGAUGGCCUCCUCGGCGGCAGCGGCGGUGGCCUCCGCAAGCGCCAGGAUCCGUUGGAUGGGAUCGACAUCGAUGCCCUCCUCGCCAAGCUCCCUGAGGACGCCAGCCUUUAGAGUCGCAUCCUAAUACGCACCCUAGGAAUGUCACAUUCUCCCCGUACAUACCUGCCUGUGCAUGCUCUAUCCAAACGCUAAUGAUGCCGUCCUGACACCGCUCACAUACCACAUACGAACUACGUGCCCGUACCACCACACCGCACUUACAGCCGUGGAUCUCUGCGUAUAUACCCAUACUCCCUUAAGCCUCCUCAUCUUGUUUUCUGAAUGAUACGCGCUGUGCUUAC